AUGCAAGAAGAAUAUGACAGCCAGGCUGGGUCACCAGGCCUCACAAAGAGGAGGCGCUACUCACGGGUGAGUAGGGCCUGCAAUGAAUGUCGCUUUCGAAAGAUUCGGUGCAAUGGGCGCCAGCCAUGCGAUCCUUGUCGAGACUUCGACCGUCACUGCACGUACACGUCCACAAGAGGCCAGCGGAUGGCUGGCGCCCCACGAACCAAGAUAUUAGAGGAUCGAUUGCGUCGGGCUCGCGCGCUCUUAAGUAAAAUCCAGUCUCAAAACCCAUCCGCCAGCCUCCAGGCGGAGGUAAACAGCAUUUUUGAUUCGCCACCUGGUUCCCCUUCGUCAUCACCAGAUUCUCCGGGUCGAACGGAUGAUAGCUCAGGGGACCGUUUCGAGAACAUGCUUGACGGCAAAGCCCGUUUGACGUCUACCAAAAACUCCACCGAGUACUAUGGUGGUGGAUCUGGCUUCGCUUUUCUUCACCAGACUCAACAGCUCUUCAACCAGGAUUCGCCAGGGACUGAAGGGCCGUCCAACCGUCAUGUGGAUGUCGACGCCAUGUCAAGACUCUUCGAUUCACCCUUGCCAGACAAGCAGGCAUUGGCUAUUGAUGUGCCUUUUGCAAAGCUGUUGCCGUCUAGGCAGACUGCGAUGCGGCUGCUUCAUGUCGUUUUCGGACAGACCUACCAAUUACUCCAGUUCCUGCAUGAGCCGAGCUUCAAGAAGCAGGUGGACCGCAUCUAUGACCUGGAUCCGAUGGACUUUGAAGACACUGACCACGACUUCCUGCCUCUUUUCUAUAUGGUGACGGCGCUUGGGUAUUUGUUUCACCAGGAGAUGCAUCACAAAUAUGGUUGCAAUGGGACUCUAAAUCAGGCAAUGCGACAUGUUAUCGCUGCCCGUCGUAUGGUCAAUCUCGACCGCUGCCGGGACCUCCUCACGUUGCAGACCCUGCUGUGUUUUGUUCUGUUCCUCAUGUCAACGGCACGUUUAGCUAGCGCUCACACGUUCAUAGGCCUGGCAGUGGCCGCCGCCAUGAGGAUGGGUCUUCAUUCCCGAGCUUCCUGUGAGGGACUAUGUGAAUCGGAGCAGGACAUUCGGCGACGAAUUUUCUGGACGAUUGUCAAGCUCGAUAUUUACAGUGGAACCGUCCUGGGGCUUCCUGGCAUGAUCAAUCUUGAUUAUGUGGAUCAGCUAAAACCCAGUGGUCUUGUCCGCGACUACGAAAAUGAGGACAAAGGAGGGUUUGCCUCCGUCACGAAGAGAAGGAUGUUUGCGGCGUCCGCUCAGUAUCUUGACGUUCUCUUGAUCACCAGCAAGGUAGUCCAGAAGUUGUAUCCGAAGACCGACGAAGAGGCGCACCGAGUCAAUGGAACAAGUAAGAUGUACGUCAGCAACGCCACUGUAUCAGAGAUUGAGGAGGACUUCAAGACAUGGCGGAAAGGGCUGUCCAAUGCUCUGGGAUCAUCAGACCAAAACAGUUCGCUGAGCAGCAUCGUAUACGAGCUGGAAAUGGUCCAUAAUUUUGGCCACAUCAUUCUUUACCGGCCUUUUUUGCAUUACCUGGCGCGCACAAAGAGCGAGAAUCCUCCAGAGCUUCGGUUGCUACGUUGUGCUACGGCAUGCAUCAAAAUCUCUCGAUUCACCAUUUCACGGUCGCAAGACAUGCUCAAGCAGGGCUUUCUCGCAGCGGCUGCGUGGCAAUCCGUCUACACGGUGUUCUUGUCGCUUGUCACACUAAUAUUCUUCCUAGCAACGCAGCACGGGAACAAGGAAUAUGCGGCUAUCCUCAGAGACACGGAAUGUGGGGUUCAGAUACUCGCAAGCACAUCCUGUCUCGACAUUGGUUCAAGAAGGUGUCUGGAUGUAUUGAAGGUUCUUACCCGACGACUGGCGCCCAUGGUUGACCUGGACAUCGACAAAAUUGCACGAGAAGUGAAGCCAUUGUGCAGAAGCCUCCAAUCCACUCCCGCUGGGGAUCGCGGCCGAGGGUGGUCACCUUUAGAUACAGAUAUGGAAGGUGCCGUUUUCAAACUUGCACAGCCGCCCGCCCGAACAGCGGCUGAGGCGAGCUCUCCCGCAGAGCCGAGCCAGCAGCAAGAUUUCGUUCAGCGACCUCAGUCCACACCGCAACAAGUCCCAGCAAUGAAUGUGCAUCCCACGCCCAUGAACAUGUAUCCUCCGGCCAUGUCGUUCCCAUACCCGGCCGCACCAAUGCCAAUGAUGGGACAAGGUCAAUCAAUGAAUGCGCUGAGCACGAGUCAAAGUCAAAGCCACGGUUUCGCAAUGUUCGACGUCGAGCCCACCCCAGGUCUUGAAGGACCGGCGCCAUUUGGACAGUCAGAUAUGGAGGUGCCAUAUACCGGUGAAUUUGCUUGGCCGUUCGAAAUGACUGGCGGGGCCGCAGGAAACAACAAAAACACCAACGCCAGGCGAGGAUCACAGCCGCAGCUUGGAACGCACCCUCUGACGCAACAGGACAUUGCAGCAUUCAUGCGGAUCAACCCUGGAGACGAGCCGUUCCUCUAA
This is a messenger RNA of Exophiala dermatitidis NIH/UT8656, 2520 nucleotides long. RefSeq lists its product as uncharacterized. The record is from RefSeq and is a predicted model, not a curated record. Gene Ontology annotation, biological process: positive regulation of transcription by RNA polymerase II; DNA-templated transcription. Gene Ontology annotation, molecular function: sequence-specific DNA binding; DNA-binding transcription factor activity, RNA polymerase II-specific; zinc ion binding. NCBI's taxonomy places the organism in Eukaryota, Fungi, Ascomycota, Eurotiomycetes, Chaetothyriales, Herpotrichiellaceae. Gene Ontology annotation, cellular component: nucleus. Bases 1 to 2520 code for a protein of 839 amino acids. The transcript has 5 exons.